AAGGUGAAAGGAGACUUUCGAGGCGCGAUAGCUGAUGAUAAUGUUGAGACGCACUCGAGGAUGUUGCAUCUGAAGGGGGGUUGUGCAGCAAGAUUGAUGAGUUGGUCCAACGUCCAAUGUUUCAAGGUUCGACCUAGUGAUCCUGCGGCGCGGCAACGGCAAAGGGCGAAAAAAGACGGCAGCGAGCGGCGGCGGCGGCAGCAGCGGCGGGAUCGGAUUGAAUCGGAU
Messenger RNA from Neurospora tetrasperma FGSC 2508, 228 nucleotides. RefSeq lists its product as uncharacterized. NCBI's taxonomy places the organism in Eukaryota, Fungi, Ascomycota, Sordariomycetes, Sordariales, Sordariaceae. The transcript has a single exon. The record is from RefSeq and is a predicted model, not a curated record. The annotation marks the transcript as partial.